GGUGAGGAGACAGCUGGGGGGGUGGGGGGGUGAGUGAGAGAGACUGCUGGAGGGAGAGAUAAUCUAAGACACAGGCGGACCACAGAGAGAGCAGGAUCCAGCAUCACCAGAGUCCCUCCAUCUUCCCCUCCCUUCGGUACAGCCAUGCAUCGAACUAUGCGGAUAAAAAUGACGGAGCUAAACCCGCACCUGAUGUGUGCAUUAUGUGGGGGGUACUUUAUUGACGCGGCCACCAUUGUAGAAUGUCUGCAUUCAUUUUGUAAGACUUGUAUCUUGCGCUAUCUGGAAGCUCACAAAUUUUGUCCUAUGUGUGACUCUCAGGUUCACAAAGGGCGCCCACUCCUGAGCAUCAGGUCGGACAAAACACUGCAGGACAUUGUAUAUAAACUUGUCCCAGGACUCUUCAGAGAUGAGAUGAAAAGACGGCGAGAUUUCUAUGCCUCCUAUUCCCGUGCAGAAGCCCAAGAUGGCUCCAGUGCUGAACAGGGAGAGAAGACAAAUGAUUGUGGGGAGGUAGCUGUACAAGAAGAGGAAAACAUCAGUCUGUCAAUCCAGUUUUCUGAAGAUGCCAGGGAUGAGACACGAGAUUCGGUGGAAAGUGAGGACUUAGAAAAGAGAAACAGUCUCCGCUUCCUGCGCUGUCCAGCUGCCAUGACUAUUACUCACCUUGCCAAAUUCUUACGAAACAAGAUGGACGUCCCCAGCAAGUACAAAGUGGAGAUUCUGUAUGAGGAGGAGCCAUUAAAGGAUUAUUACACACUCAUGGAUAUUGCUUACAUAUUCCCUUGGGGGAGGACCGGUCCUUUACCUCUAAAGUACCGGGUCCAGCCAACUUGUAAGAGGCUGCGGUUUAGCCGUCCACGAAGCCUUCAGGAGUCGAACCGUGGAGCCACAUCAGAAGGGGAAUCUGCUAGUGACAAGGCUAGCAGCCCAGCUCCUAUUCCUUCAACUUCAUCUUCAUUACCAAGCCCUGCAACUCCCUGCCAGGGCUCCCCAAACCCUAAUACUGAGCUACCCCCUGCCUGUGGGCUCCACAAUGGGCAUUCUGCUGGGCGAGGACGCAAAGUAACACUCAACGGAGUGCCUGGGCCACCACUUACCUGAACCCACUUUCUCUCUUCAGUCUUUUAUAUACAUAUGUACAUAAACAGAAGGACUUUCUUAUUUUCUAUGGACAAAACAAGAGUAAUUUAAUCCAACCUCCUGCCCAAAAUCCUUUUUGUAAUGUUUUUGGAUUGUAAUUUAUAAAGGCAGUUGGGAGAAGCAGCACAUUCUAAAUUGAAUGCAGACCCUUCCUGUGUGUUAACCUCCAGUUUUAAUCUCACGUCUUGUUACACAAUGUUUGUAUGAUGAGUGAAGAGGAAGUUUGAAUUUUUUGCAUCAUUGAGAUCUAGGGCAUCCCCGCUUCAUGAUCGUUAUAUGAAGGGUGAAAGUAUCGAUUUUAAAUCUAUGAACUCUGGAGAGUGUGAUUGGGCACUUUUUAUGUCAGGUGAUCAUGGCUUCCUCGUAUUGAAAAAUUGUUUGAAGGAGAAAUAUACAAUGAAAGCAAUGGUAAUAGUUAUUUCUUGUUGUAAGGAAAAACCCGUCUCCACUGUCACUAUGUUGGUUUAUGAUGAAAUUUGGGAACAUUUACAUUAUGACAAAAAAAAAAAACACCAUAUAAAUGUUGCUAUGACUGUGAUUUCAAGUCCUGGUAGGGACUGGAGCCAUAUGACCAAAUAUCUUUUUCUAGAUAACUAUAGCCAUGUUCACAGGGUCAACAAUGAAUUUAGGGCAGUAGGCCCCAAACAGUCAUCAAACUCCUCUUUAAUAAUAACAACAUUCACAAUGGACAGGUAGUGUAGCUCUCUUGAAUGUUUUCCCUUUACCUCGUGAGGGCUAGACAUAAAAGAGGAAAUCUGGUUCCCCUUCAAAAUAUGGCACAACAGGGUUCCCGUAUUACUACAACUCCCUUCCCCACUCUCCCUCCAAGAAAAAGCGUCCCUGGUGUGGGUGGGAUUUUAGGGUUGUGGGGUGUCUCUUCCUGUGUAUAUUAAUAAAGUCAUGCAAAAAGUG
Molecule: messenger RNA, 2055 nt
Organism: Pelobates fuscus (common spadefoot toad)
Lineage: Eukaryota; Metazoa; Chordata; Amphibia; Anura; Pelobatidae
Gene: PCGF2
Product: polycomb group ring finger 2
Exons: 10
Coding region: 145-1104 (319 amino acids)
Biological process (GO): negative regulation of transcription by RNA polymerase II
Cellular component (GO): PRC1 complex
Molecular function (GO): promoter-specific chromatin binding
Source: RefSeq, a predicted model, not a curated record